This is a messenger RNA of Metarhizium album ARSEF 1941, 675 nucleotides long. Its product is annotated as Zn(2)-C6 fungal-type DNA-binding domain protein. The transcript is spliced from 2 exons. NCBI's taxonomy places the organism in Eukaryota, Fungi, Ascomycota, Sordariomycetes, Hypocreales, Clavicipitaceae. Gene Ontology annotation, molecular function: zinc ion binding; DNA-binding transcription factor activity, RNA polymerase II-specific. Gene Ontology annotation, biological process: regulation of DNA-templated transcription. The coding region runs from base 1 to 675 and encodes 224 amino acids. The record is from RefSeq and is a predicted model, not a curated record.
AUGCUCAGCGCCUGGAGAUACGGCUCAGACACAAAAGAGGUCGCCGUCGCGCGGGCCUACGACCCUGCCAACGGCCGCUCCAGCAAGAUCCAGGCUUGCAAAAUCUGCCGCGAGAAAAAGACCCGCUGCGACGGCGACGGCUACGGCGCCUGCAACAGAUGCCGCUGCAAAGGGCUGACGUGCGAGUACGCCGGCUGCGCCAAGCCCAAGAGGUCGCCGCGCCUCUCCAGGUCGACCGCCGCCUCGUCGAUAUGCAAGCCCCGUCCCCAGUCGGCCCGGAAGCACGGGCUCCUCGGCGCCGGCGCCGACUCCGACUCCAGCGACGCGCGAUCCGACAAGACCGUCUCGCCGGUGCCGUGGCACAUGGGCGUGGGCAUGGGCAUGGGCAUGGGCGCGGGCGCGGGCCCGCUGCCCGUCUUUGACGCCGCGGCCAACUUCGCCAUUGACCCUCUGCUGCUGCAGGGCGUGCACGAGCCGUGCGGCACCGGGUUCGAGCUCCCAGGCACCGCCGGCCUGGACACGCAGUACCUCGUUGCCGGGAGCGUGUGUCACGGCCUGCAGGACAGCGGGUUCCACGUGUCCUGGGAGCACGGGGAUGACGAGGCCCCAACUCCAAGGCAGUACGGGCACGGGCACGGGUACGAGUCGAGGUGGUCGCUGAACGGAGUAGCAUAA